Messenger RNA from Debaryomyces fabryi, 648 nucleotides. RefSeq lists its product as uncharacterized. The record is from RefSeq and is a predicted model, not a curated record. Bases 1 to 648 code for a protein of 215 amino acids. Lineage: Eukaryota; Fungi; Ascomycota; Pichiomycetes; Serinales; Debaryomycetaceae. The transcript has a single exon. Gene Ontology annotation, cellular component: membrane; cytoplasm.
AUGUCUUCCAAUAAAUCCUUAAAUGCACGCUAUUUGUUUUAUUUAGCUAAGUAUCCAUUAUUUACCAAGUCGAUCACGGCAGGUGUAUUAUCUGGGUUGAACGAAAUAAUUGCAUCAGUUUUGGCCAAGGACUACAAAUACACUAGAAUAGCAGAUCAUAGAAUAAAGCAUGUUAUAAGUCCAAAGAUUUUAACCAUGAUCAUAUAUGGUUCAUUAAUUCUGACUCCUAUAUCCCAUCAGUUGUAUGCUAUUUUGAACAAAAUUUACAAGGGCCCCAAUUUAUCCCCAAUUAUGAAAGUAGCUCAAAUAUUAACGUCGUUAUCGACGAUUACCCCAACAUUGGCGGCGGUAUUUGUUAGUUGGUUGUCUCUUAUAAAUAACUACACUUUACCUACAAAGAGCUUGAAUAUCACGCAAGAAAUAAAGAAGAUUGGAUCCAUUAUUAAGAAUGGAUUAAGGACAAGUUACUUGCCCAUUUUGAAAUCGUCUCUUGUUACAUCAACAUGUACAUUGAUCAUCGCUCAAAAGUUUAUUCAACCUGAAUUGUGGGUGGUUUUCUUCAACCUUGUAUUUUUUGUAAUGGGAACGGUUCAAAAUACCAAAUUGAAGAAACAACAGCAAAAGUUACUCAAGAAGAAGGAUGACUAG